AGAGAAUACAACCCCGCCUGCGCAAAUUGUCGCUUGCAUGAGAAUGGCGAGCUAAUUUCAGCGAGCAAGGGUCAGAAUUCUCAUUGGUGUCGAAUAAAGCCGGGGGGGGGGAAGUCAAGUCACCCUCAAGAAACCAUAUCUGGUUAAAAAGCACAAGAGCAAAAAGAGCAAUCUUGUUGCUCUUAAGCUCAAUCCGUCGCCACAGCAAGAACAGAAUUAUGGAUCCGCCAGUAUGCCACACGCAGCCUAUGUGAUCUCGGACACGGACCGGCGGGGCCUGAUGGUGGUUGUGACCACUCUUUUCAUGUCGUGGAUGGUUCUGGUCAGUUUUUUUCGCAUCUAUAUGCGUAUGACGAUCAUUGGACCGUGGGGACUGGAUGACUUGAUGGCGAAUGUUGCUUCUAUACUGGGAAUCGUCAACGUAGGGGUGCUCGUGAAGGGCGUCAAUGAUGGAUUGGGAAGCACGGAGAAACAACUGAAUUCAUCCCGCAUAGAACGUGCUGAGCAGGCCCUAUAUGGUGCGAACAUCCUGUUCCUGGCCGGCCAUUGCGCAGCCAAAUUGUCCGUGCUCUUUCUCCUGCGACGUUUGGGUCGAGAAAGGACAUACUUAAGGGCUUGUCUGGGCGUCAUGGUCGGGAUUGUUCUGUGGGCAAUAGUGUCAAUCCUGAUUGUCGCUCUGAAAUGUCCGUUUCGCCAUCCGUGGCUACUCGAGCAAUGUGCAAGUCUUCUCCCUCGAUGGCAAGCGAUCACCGUCCUCGACGUCAUUACCGAGCUUCUAUUACUCGGCCUCAGUUUGUAUCUCGUCUGGCCUAUUAAAUUGACAAGAAUGCGGAAGGCUGGUGUUAUCGGGGCGUUUGGGACAAGGCUCGGGAUCGUCAUUCUUGCCAUUCUUCGGCAAACCUCGAUGACCGCCAUCGCACAUACCAAUGACCUUCUGCUUGACAUCUCCGACGCCGUCAUUCUGACUCAAGUUCUGCUGCACUGCAGCAUUAUGGCUGCCACACUGCCCUGUCUCAAGCCGUUUGUCGUGUCUUUCAACACUGGUUGGGGACAGGGUACAGUUGGGCAAGAUGGGAGUAGCUACUUCCAUCAGGCAAGCACAGCAUCCGCGGCUGCGCAGAGGUCGCGUGCCAGUUCAGGGAAGAGAGGGUCGGAAAUCAGACGCAAAGACCAGGACGCAACAAGAUCGGAAGAUGCGGGUCGCGGAAACUCCCAAGAAUGGAUCAUUCAGGAGACACGGGAAUGGUCGUUGCGGUAUGAAACCAUAGAGAUGAAACCUGUAGAGCCGAAGUGAUCGAUGAAUCAGUGUGUACUGUCUGCUACGCACGUUGAGGGCCAAAAUCGUAAUUUAUGCCUAAUGGGGCAGUUGGGUCGGCUCUCUUACUGUACCGACGGUAUUUCUCGUAAGAAAUACCUUUUUGGCCUCACAGCAGGGCUGCACAGCAUGCUGUCUCAGCAGCCUGAUGAUGUUUUUCUAUUCUCAGCAAAUCCAGAUAUGCAGUAUGCAAUGGUACUUUUGUGGAAACACUUGCGAGACUCGCGGAGUUCACCAAAGACUUGACAGGCGGCCUUGCUCCCAA
Messenger RNA from Aspergillus saccharolyticus JOP 1030-1, 1580 nucleotides. RefSeq lists its product as uncharacterized. The coding region runs from base 233 to 1294 and encodes 353 amino acids. The record is from RefSeq and is a predicted model, not a curated record. NCBI's taxonomy places the organism in Eukaryota, Fungi, Ascomycota, Eurotiomycetes, Eurotiales, Aspergillaceae. The transcript is spliced from 5 exons.